GUGUUGAUGCAUGACGUCACGGCAUGCUCUCGGCGCCCCUCCUCUCGCGUUCCUCUCUGUGUUGUUUCCGCAUAAUUAGAAGGAAUCUCCGCCCAACCCGAUUCCAGCUUGGCUGCGUUGUUUGGGGACAGUCCGAAGAUGGCGACGGCCCAGCUGUAUUGCGUCUGCCGGCAGCCGUACGAUGUGAGCCGGUUUAUGAUAGAAUGCGAUAUUUGUAAGGACUGGUUUCACGGCAGCUGUGUUGAGGUAGAAGAGCACCAUGCUGUGGACAUUGAUGUUUACCACUGUCCCAACUGUGACGUCCACCACGGACCCUCUCUGAUGAAGAAGCGAAGUAACUGGCACAGACACGACUACACCGAGCCAGAUGACGGCAGUAAGCCAGUGCAGGCUGGCACCUCUGUGUUUGUGCGGGAGCUGCAGUCCAGGACCUUCCCUAGUGGAGAUGAGAUCUUGCAGCCAAUGCAGGGCGGUCAGGUCACCCAGCGGUAUCUGGAAAGACAUGGCUUCCGCUAUCCCAUCGUUGUAUCCAAAAUGGAAGGGCUUGGUCUCCGAUUACCUCCACCAGAAUUCUCCGUCAAGGAUGUAGAACGCUACGUUGGAGGUGACAAAGUGAUAGAUGUCAUCGAUGUGGCCAGGCAAGCGGACAGCAAGAUGAAACUGAGUGCUUUUGUGAAGUAUUACUACAGCCCUCAGCGGCCGAAAGUCCUGAACGUCAUCAGUCUGGAGUUCUCAGACACCCAGAUGUCAGAGCUGGUGGUGGUCCCUGAUAUCGCUCAGAAGAUGUCUUGGGUGGAGAAUUACUGGCCUGAUGACUCUUACUUUCCCAAGCCGUUUGUGCAGAAGUACUGUUUAAUGGGUGUGAAGGACAGCUAUACCGACUUCCAUAUUGAUUUUGGGGGCACCUCUGUGUGGUACCAUGUCUUGUGGGGGGAGAAGAUUUUUUACUUGAUAAAGCCGACCCCGGCCAACCUUGCACUAUAUGAGGAGUGGAGCUCGUCCCCAAACCAGAGCGAAGUGUUCUUUGGGGAGAAAGUGGACAAGUGCUACAAGUGUGUCGUGCGGCAGGGAACAACACUUCUGAUUCCAACAGGAUGGAUCCAUGCGGUUCUCACCUCUCAGGAUUGCAUGGCUUUCGGCGGUAACUUCCUCCACAACCUCAACAUAGGCAUGCAGCUCAGGUGCUAUGAGAUGGAGCGCCGUCUGAAGACUCCAGACCUCUUUAAAUUUCCUUAUUUUGAAGCCAUUUGCUGGUAUGUAGCCAAGAAUCUGCUGGAGACUCUCAAAGAAUCACGAGAAGAUAACUGCCUGCCUCCAGAAUACCUGAUCAAGGGAGUGAAAGCUUUGAUAACUGCACUGAGGAACUGGCUAAAGAGAGAGGUCACAGAGCCAGCCAGCGAGGUCCCCGACCAUAUCAGACCCAACCAUCUCAUUAAAAUGCUCACCAAGGAAAUCCAGUACCUUGAGGAGUACCAGAAUGGGAAUUGUGGAAGCAAGCCAAUGAAAUUUCAAGGAAGCUCUGCGUGUCCUUCCACGAGGUCAGCACACGAGAGAGGGUCUCACGCUCGCAGGAAUGCCAGACGUCUUCGUGACCACCACCACCACCAUCAUCAUCAUCAUCACCACCAUCAUUCUCACGGCCCUAAGGUUCCUUCCAACCUUGACAUUUUCGAACAGCACACACAAGAAGUCUUAAAAAGACUUGAGAUGGGUCCUUAUGAGGAGGAUGCCUCCUUUAACCUGAAGGUCAAUGGCAAGUUCAACAAGGUCUCCACGGCCUCAGCUGCAAUGGCAGAACGGAGUUUGGACACUGACCUCCGUCUGGUGCUGUGCAAUGGACGAAUAGUCAGAGAUAACAGGCAGCAUGUUGGCGAAAAAAGACCAAGGAUAAAGGAAGAGGAGGGCUUCAGAGAUGUGAAAAGGGAUUCACUCAAGAUUAAACUAGUACCUAAAGAGGAGGAACAGGAAGUGUAUAUUCAUAUGAAAGAGGAGGAUAAGCAUCAUCGUGUAGCCAGUGAAGUGAAGUCCUUUACAGAUCUUAGUAAACAAGAGAGUCUCAGGAACAGAGAAUCAGUACAUUCAGAUAUCUCCUCAGACUCAGAAUCAGAAGCGGAGUUCACCACACGGAAAAAGAACUGCUCUGAGGAGGAAUCUGAAAGCUCUUCAGAGGAAGAGGAGGAUGAGAAGAUUAGGAGGAGUGACGACAACCAAAAAGAGGCCAAAAGUUGCUCCGGCUACAUGAUGGAUACACAUGAGUCCAGGCAAAGACUUGACCGUUUUGAAAAAUGUCUUAAAAGUGAAUCUGCUACCUCGCCAAGCACAGAAGAGGAUGCUAUCCAGGGAAUGCUGUCUAUGGCAGGCCUGUUGUAUUCUCACCAGUCAGAAGAUCCCAGCAGUUCACAGGAAUCCUGGUGGUCCCGAACCAACCAUCCCUCCCCUGACUACAGUAAAAAGGAGAUUGCAUCAGGAGAGGAGAACCAGGAUUCAGACAGCAAUUCUUCACAGGAGGGUUUUCGAGAGUGUGAGCUUUCAGAAGGAGGAUAUAACGCCAAACUCAAGCAUAGGAUACAGGAACACAAGAACUUCAUGGACAGCCAGGGCAGUGGCAGCAACAGCAGCAGUGAGGCGUGGAGCAGUCGUGCACACUCCCCAGCCCACGGGGAAAGCCCUACAUUGGGCUACCAAUACUGUGAGACAUCCUUGUCGCCACCCCUGCACCCAUCCAAGAGGCCUGCCUCAAAUCCACCACCAAUCAGCAAUCAGGCCACCAAAGGUAAACGUCCUAAGAAAGGCAUGGCUACAGCUAAGCAGCGACUGGGCAAGAUUCUCAAAUUGAGCAGACACAAACCCUUCUUUGUGUAGUUGGAGCGAUGGCAGAUUUUGGAUGCUAAGUGUGCAUGUUAAAGGUGACAGGGUAUAAAGUGUGUUUGGUUCAACACAUUUGGUCAUAAGCAUGGUAUUGGGCUACCAAUCAGUCCGAAGCUUCGGAAUGAUCUGAAAAAGCGCUUCGCCCAACAUGUUUUUUGCUAAUAUGUGCAUCCAAAGGAUCAAGGUGACUGAUAGGAAAUAAGACUGAAAACAUCACUUUUUAAAGCUUUUGGUUCUCAACGAUUGCAUCAAAAUCAGGUUUUCGAAGCUGAAAGCAAAGAAUAGCAUACUGCCAGGCUGCUUCCCACAACUUGCGCAUCACUUCAACGAUGUACGUCUUAAACAAGGCAGGCAAUUGAGUGAUGAACUGAUUUUGUAAAGGUGCUUGACUUUUUGUCUUCUCAUUUUGUGAUUACAACUGACGUUUCCUAGCAAAUUACUACAGUGAAGAAAAUUUGCAUUACUGCCUCAAGACAAAAUUCACCAAGGCUGACCACUUGAACUACCUGUCAAUCAAAAAUGUUCUCACAUUUUAAGGAUAAAUUAAAGAAAAAAUGUAUUUUUGUCAGCAUUUGUAUUCAUAUUGGCAUAUUUUAUAUUGCAAGCUAAGUAGCGUGGGGUAGUUUAGCUAUAUUUGGUCCUGUGUUGCCACCUAGUGGGCAUCCAGAGACUGACCUUUAAAAGAUGUUUGAGCGUAUCAUUUCAAAUGGGGUGCGUCAGAACACAUUUUCCCUUAAUUUAUUCCUUUUUUAUGUUGGUGCUUGAUUUUUUUUAUUAUUAUUAUUAUUAUUAUGAUUUCUAUACUGUUAUUAAAUGACGUAUUUAUUACUGAUGAAAGAGAACAUUGAGCAUUUAGGGAGGUUUGCUGUUCUUUAAGGUCUUAAUAUGCAUCUGUUUAGAUAUUUGUGGCUGUAAAUUUGUUCACAGGCUCAGUCAUUUUUCAAAAUUUCAUCUGUAUUUGUAUUGCAUUGUGGGUAAGAACAAAAUGUGUUGUGUAAUAAGAAGCCAAUAUUUAAUCAAAGAACCUGCCCUUUAAAGUCUUUAAUUUUUACCUCAAGAUGUCUUUUUCACAACGUUUGGAAAAAAAGAUUUGAAUCCGUACUGAACCAGUAAUGUCACCUCCUGUUAUUUGGCUGGUUUUUACUGUUAUUCUAAAGAUCUGGUUUCAGAAACGUGUUGUUGUUUUCGUAAGUAUAAAGUUCAGCUGCCUCAUCAAUUUCUAAAGCAUUAAAACACUGUUUGAACUGGUGCUGUGUAUAGUAAGAAAACGAGACGUUUAAGAUGGCCAUGGAGCGUGGGAGAAUGUUUACCUUUUUUAUGUUGAAAUGUAUUUGGCUACACGUCUUUUUACAAAGAAACAAAAAGAGUAUUUAUUUUUGUAAAAUAAGUCUUAACAGAGAGAAUUUUUUUGCAAUUGUACCAACAACGUGUAUCGAAAUAUGGCGUUUUGUAAGAUAUGUGUGUGAUUUUGAGGUAGUUUACUCUGGUUUUGUGUGAAAGACCUCAGGUAAUUGUUCACGCUCAAGGUUUUGGAUUCCCUUUGAUGAAUGCCAAAUAAGUGUAAUCAAAAAAGUCAGGUCUUGCUUUCAAUUGUGGUUUCCCAACAGCAAAAAGAGCUGUUUUAUCUAAUCUUGUAUGAAAAUUUCUUGACCAGUAUCCCCGUGAAAGAAAAUAUCCUCUUUUUGUAUUCCCAUUCCCAUUUACAGCAACUUCAACAUAAUCUACAAAGCUCUUCAGGCAAUAACGCACAUUCCAUAAGCUUCCAGGAACUUUUAUGACGGAUUUCAUUGACUCGCUGAGGUACAAGUGCAGCAGCUCAGGGCUCACAUAUGGACUGUUUUUCUGACGAACAGCUUUGAUACUAAUUUUUCUAAGGGCUUCAGUCAACCCAAAGGUGGACAGAAUUUCACAGGUGAUUACAACCAGCACAGUAUUGCUACUGUAUGUCAUCUUCCAAGGUUUUUAUGAUGGUUUAUUGUGGACUACGAUACUCAAGCAUUGUGUUUUGAUCCAUUUCGAAGAUACCAUUAAUGUAGCACCUGUUGUUUUUCCCCUUGAUAAGAUACUAGUUUAUGGUGCUACUUGUCUGACCAGGAUUUUUCGCUGAAGUGUACAUGUAUUUCAGUCAAAACUUUGAUUGAGAUGUUUUGUUUUGUUUUUUGGGGGGAUUGGAGGAGCUUCUGUGUCUAUCAAAAAUGCCGCACUGCACUAACCAUGUCCUGCAUUAGCUAUGUUACACUACACUGUUUGAGUUUUUUGUUUUUAUAUUGUUACUGUUUUCUUAAACACAAUGAUUAUCUAAAUGUGCUUGAUAAAAGUCAAAAACAUUGCUGGCCUGCAGGCAGGGUUUGUACCAUGCAGUUCUUGUACAGUAUUUAUUUGGCAUUCUCGGUUGUUUUCCAUUUUCUGGUCGUGCAAUCAAUUACUUGUUUGUUUUAUGGUGUGUCCUUUCUCAUUUUCAAUGCAUUCAACUGUUUGAGAAAUUUUAUAUGGUUGUAUAAUUUUGUUGGAUAUUUUGUGACACUGUAAUCCACAGCUAAGGCUCUUGAAAUUGGGAUUUUCAGUUGUACAAUGUGGCCUGUACAAAAUAAAAUUUUUACGAGUGAA
Molecule: messenger RNA, 5475 nt
Organism: Ctenopharyngodon idella (grass carp)
Lineage: Eukaryota; Metazoa; Chordata; Actinopteri; Cypriniformes; Xenocyprididae
Gene: kdm7ab
Product: lysine (K)-specific demethylase 7Ab
Exons: 20
Coding region: 139-2862 (907 amino acids)
Biological process (GO): regulation of transcription by RNA polymerase II; protein demethylation
Molecular function (GO): histone demethylase activity; transcription coregulator activity
Source: RefSeq, a predicted model, not a curated record